Gigantopelta aegis is the source of this 8337-nucleotide messenger RNA. RefSeq names its product ETS-related transcription factor Elf-2-like. The record is from RefSeq and is a predicted model, not a curated record. Bases 1057 to 2217 code for a protein of 386 amino acids. Gene Ontology annotation, molecular function: DNA-binding transcription factor activity, RNA polymerase II-specific; sequence-specific DNA binding. Gene Ontology annotation, cellular component: nucleus. Gene Ontology annotation, biological process: regulation of transcription by RNA polymerase II; cell differentiation. The transcript has 7 exons. NCBI's taxonomy places the organism in Eukaryota, Metazoa, Mollusca, Gastropoda, Neomphalida, Peltospiridae.
GUAUGUAAUGUUAUAGACCACUGGCCAUUGUGGAAGAGCAGAUUGACCCUUAUCAAGCUAAGAGUAUCCAUAGCCAGCCACAGGCUAAUACUCUGUGAUAAAUAUACUCGUAUAAUAGGUCAUGUGAUCCAGUCUCACCGCCCCCAGCGGCUCACGGCUUAUCACGGCUAGUAUAUUAAAAUCUCACUUCCCAUAUUCACAUCUCAGGGUGUAUGCACACCACUCUCUGUAUGUACUGCCUCGCCAACUACUACACGGGCUUUGCUUUACCGUCAUGGAUGGACAGCUUCUGUUAACCACAUUAUAAUAGUGUUUUUGCGACAAGCCGACCCACCACUUGUGUGUGUGCGUGUGUGUGAACAGGCGAUAUUGAAACACAAUUCAGACACUAUCAGGUGGCCAAUACUGACCUCAGCUGUCACAUGACCUCUGGAUGACAAGAGGGUUUUUUUUCUUUUCUUUUUGUUUCUUCUGUCCCCGAGUAAGAGGAGCAGGUCAUACUUCCUAUGAUAGCAGUGGUUUUGCUUGGGUGCAGACAGAACGUGGUUCGGUGUGUGUGUGUGUGUGUGAGCUCAACCACUUCCUACACCGUGUGCACUCAGUAACGUCUGGCUGGGACAUCCGCACAGCUCAGCGGCUCAAUUGACGAGAGCUGGUCGCCAGGCUAGGACAACAUUCACUGCAGUCACUGGGCUGAGGACGCUUCUCUCACCGCGCUCACUCGAUUGCUGGCUCACUGUGUGUGUGUGUGUGCUGUCACUCGCUCGCUCUACAUUCCCAGGAUACACUCGGUGGUUCUCUCGCGGUGGCUAGUCUCUCUUACUCAACAGUCUCCACCACUUACUACUACUACUAUUACUACUUCUCGUGUCUGAGGAAUACCUGAUUGUUGUCAGACUUGGUAAUUACGUUUGACACUUGGUUCAUUUACUGGAUCACUGGCUUUUGUUGUUAGGUGGUGUUUUUCCCCCUUUCAUCUUUCUCUCUUUCCAUUCUUUAUGGACCACUAUAACUGAGGAUAAGGGAUUGGUGUAGACUAACCCAACUUUUUUCACCAUGGAGUGUGCGGAUUAUAACUUAAACAUGCACUGUUUGGAUCUAAACUGUAUAAAACGGGAGAGCAUGGAGCCCUUUCUGAACAACACUUCGUACGUGGAUUUAAAUUUCAUAAAGAAGGAGAGGAUCGAGUUGUCGCCGUUGAUGUUCACGUGCACCCAGCCGUGCUCCGAUUCCGACCCCGUACUAGACUUGUCGAUGCGCAAGACCCGCCACGAUUCCUCCGACGAGUAUUCCAGUCAAAGCAGUGUGACCAGCGACCAAGACCAGCCUCGAUUUUUAGGAGGCGGCACGUACAAGAAACACCUUCUUAAACGAUACUUGGAUGCGUGUGAGCAGCAGCAGAAGCAUGGGCGUCAAGUGGCGGCGGAAGCCUUACUCAGCAUGGACUCCCCAGGAACCAGUGGGGAGAGCAAAACAUUCCUCCAGGGGAUCCUACAGGAACCAUUUUCACAUCAUAACACUUCUUUGCCACCGAGCCCAGCUGACAGUGGAGUGUCCGACAUUGACAGCAAUUCCGACGACAUCAAGAUGCGACUGCACGGCUCAUACUCGUAUGUGUCGAGUUCACCACCGAUUCCAGGACCAGGGGCGUUUGUAUCACCUUACUGUCAACCCCCACCAGCUCACCAGCCUCUCCCUGCACACUUCAACACAGCUACACACGUUGCCAUGAGACCAGAUCAUGCGUACAGAGCCUCCAGUCCAUUGAUACCGACGUCGGUACAUUUCGCAGGCAGUGACGGCUCCCCAUCAAACACGCCCCCUGCCUCGCCACAGAGACCAAAGUGUAAGAAAGGUCGAAAACCUAAGAACCCAGAGUACCCUCUAAACUCGCAGCCAAAGCGGAAGCGUGAGGGCAACUCGACGUACCUGUGGGAGUUUCUACUCCAGCUGCUCCAAAGUCGGGAGACGUGUCCGCGAUACAUCAAGUGGACGAGUCGAGAAAAGGGCAUUUUCAAACUCGUCGACUCGAAGGCAGUAUCGAAGUUGUGGGGCAUGCACAAAAACAAACCAGACAUGAACUACGAAACAAUGGGAAGAGCUCUAAGGUAUUACUAUGCACGUGGCAUUUUGAAUAAAGUUGAUGGACAGAGACUAGUGUACCAGUUCGCCGAGGUUCCGAAGGGAAUAGUCGAGAUAGACUGCGGAGCAGUGUAGUGCGUAGUGUCUUCUCAUUCAAACUGUUAUCAUUGUGCCAUAGGCAGGUGAUUGUUCAUUCAUUUAGCCCAUCACUUACAGCUGAGAGAAACCAGAAACAGCUUGGUCUGUGUGUGUGUAUAUAUAUAUAUAUAUAUAUAUACUGGAAGAACAGGACUGUGUUGUGUCUCUGUUCUCAAGAAUCGGGGGGCAAAACCACUCUUCCGUUGUUAGUCUCUGCUGUGAACUUGAAGACAAAAAAAAAAAAAAAAAAAAAAAAAAAUACUUCUUUGAGAUCCUGCAUUGAAACUUGGCUGUAUCGUCCAAACCAUCAUGGUAAUUUUGACUGAGCUGAUGUACUGAUGGCUGGGAAGAUAUAGCUGUUGCUGAUGUCAUGGUUUCUCCGAAGGCAGCAGUGUGAUGCUAGUUGAGGGUGAUCUGUGGCUUUUUGAUACCCAGAGAGUUAAGAGAGAGGUAUCCAGAGAGUUGAGAGAGAGAGAUACCCAGAGAGUUGAGAGAUACCCAGAGGGUUGAGAGAGAGAUACUCAGACAGUUGAGAGGUAGGGAAGGAGGGAGGGAGGAAUGUAUCGUUCAAGUGCUAGUGUGGAGACGAGCACGUGAGGGAGACAGUGUGAUGGGACACCAGAGGUUUGCUGUGAUAAAUGUCUGUCGACUGCGGCAUUCGUUCGUUCGUUCAUUUGUUCGUUCAGUCGGCAGUCAACUCGGUUGUUGGUCGCAGUUGGAGAGAUGCGGCGCCGAGCUGGGUGUUCGUUUCACCUACAGGUUCCUACUGAAAAAUGAUUGUGCUCAGUUUUUGUUCAUUUUAGACUUAAGUGAAGUAGAUGUAGCUGAUGAGCGUCGGUUCAGCACAAGGAAUAUGUUCCAGUGGGUCGGGAAGAAAUGACUUUGUGGAUGUCCGGGGGAAAAAGAAAGAACUGACAUUGUGGAUGUCUGAAAGUAUAAUGUCAUCCAGUGAUGUAAAUACAAUGGAAAAUGGUCACAUCGUUUGUUCAGUUUCUGCAACAUUUGUUAGGUCCAGCUAAAAAACAUAAAACAAAAAACGAAAACUUACUGUACUUGUAAUAUAACACUUUACAAGUUUGGAACGAUAUUUACCUUAAUAAGGUACAUUAAAAAAUACUGUUUUAAUGUCAUCAGUAGAAUUCAGAAAGCCUUUUUCCUGGAACUAUGUCUCACUCGUCACGUGGACUCCCUUCAAGACACUUUCAUUCCAUUAACAUUGACAGAUAUUACAUCAUUGAGUUUUAUGGCCAGUAUAUCAGUCUUCAUAUUAUUACGUACCGUGUUGUCGGGUGUGAAAAUGUACUUCCUGUCAUGUGCAAAUGGAUAAUUGAACCAACAGAGUUGAUUUUAAGUAAUGACAUGUUUGUAAACAAAAAUAUUUUGAAGUUACGGUUAACAAAUCAGAUGAUUUUAUUUUUCUAAUAAAUAAAUCCUUUGUAACAAAUUUAUUGUUCAGGUUGAUUAUGUAUUUGUAAAGCAUUUACAGGAAAUGGAUUUUGACUAAAAUAUUUGAAAUAAUUAGCAAAAUGUUAGCUAAUUCUUAAAGCUGCAAUCUCUAGUAUGUUUUAAAUAUUUAAGCAUUUAGAAUAGAUCUAUAGAUAAUAAACAUUUGAUUUCUUUCCUUACUGUACUAUUCGUUGAAAUAUUUUGCUGUGAUUUAGGCAACUUCAAAAAGCAGUUGCUGAUUUCAUGAAAUUGAUGUCUCGUAGUGCUACAAUUCUCACAGUAACAAAUUAUACGUAUUGAACACGGAAAAGUAAAAAUAUUUGUUUCUCACUCCUUUCCUCCUGAAUCUUGGGCAAUUUCUUUUCUUUAUCAAUAUAUGUAACAUCUGCAUAGGUUACAAAUAACACAGAUGGUGAAAUAUUAAAAAUGACAGUGUGACUUGUGAGUAUCACAAGAAUUUAAUAAAACUAGUUUUGUUUGUACGUUGCAUUGGUAAAAGAUAAAGAGUGGAUCAUUGAGAUUGCAACUUUAAGCUAGGGAGGUAUAACUGUAUUACAUUGUUAAAUAUUAAGCAUCAACAUAUGGAUAAAUUGUUCAUAAAGUUAAAUUUUAUUUUAUUUUAUAGUAAAAUCCUAACUUCUAUGGGGAUGUAUGUAGGAUUGUUUGGGAGGGGUGCAGGUGACACGUUUUUGAGGAAAAGUGGGCCUAAUAAGGUGUUCUUUAAAAACAUUUUGUCAUGGGUUCUCCCGUUGCUUCCUAUGGGUUUCAUAUGUGUCAAUUUAAUUGCUGAAAUGGUUAAUUUGACAGGAACAAAUGGCAUUGAGAAUUCAUGUAUCUACAAAAUGUUUUUAGUCUUUUAUGUAUUUAUUUUUGAUUUGUUUGUUUAUAGAUAUAUAUACAAUGUAUAUAUAUUCAAAGCCUCAAAACUUACACAAAGUAACCUUAGUUUUUGGGGGUACGAAAAAUAGUGGUACUCUUUAAAGGAAGAUGAAACCAAUUUAGUUUUAAUACAAAAAGUAGGUACUGACUCUUUACUAAUUAAUCCAUUGUAUGGUGUGCAUUGUUUCAUGUGGUAUGUAAGAGACUGAGAUAGAAAGAAUGUUGUGUUUGUGUAAUCUUGAGAUAGCACUCAAAGUUUGCCUCUCAUUGUCAACGGGAAGCUCAUUUUGAUACGGUAUUUACACAACAUGUACAUACAUGUAUGUUGGUGUUACUUUUGUUUGGCAAGUUGACAUGACAUGACUGUGUUAUCUUGACUCCCAUUUUAUUUUGAACAUCAUUUAAAAUUGGCAAGGUGAGCUGUACUUAAUAUUGGCUAGGUGAUGGGGCCAAGUGUUUUUAACUUGAGAGUUGCACUUGAGAAUAUUAUAUGAAAGUGCAGAAACAAGAUCCAUUAUCCUGAUACUGCCCAAAAAAAAUUAGUUAACAAUUUUUGUUCACUUAUAAUCACAGAUAUAACUAAAUACAAGCUGUUGAGAAGUGUUUCUCAAUGUUUAUGUAACUGUCUUGAUGUGUUUCAAAACUACAGAGUUUUAAGGAUCAAUGCAAAUUUAGAACCAAGUCGUAACAUAUAAUAAUAUAUAUAUAUAUAUAUAUAUAUAGUAAGCUAGCUACACUUUAUACAUUAAAUGUACUUGGUAUAAUGGACCUCAAGACUAACAAAUGCAAGCUCUUUAUAUUUGACAUAGUAAAUAAGAUUAAUUUGUUGAACAAAAUUCCUGGCGAACUUUGAGUUUUAUCUUCUGUUUAUAUUACAAAUUGUUAGUGAUAACUUGGUGUUCAUAUUAAAAUAUGCACAGAACUCAUGUUGUACAGGUGUAUAAAAGGAUGCGUAUGAAAUGUAAGACGUGGCAGGUAUGAAAUUUUAAUCUGACCUUGUAUAGUGUACAUGUGUAUGUAUAUAUAUAUAUAUAUACAUUAUAUAUAUAUGGAGUAGAUAUAUGUUCAAGCUUGGCACCAAUACUAGCUACGGUAUUUUCUAGUAGUGUUUUGUUAUUUUUCUUCAGUUUACUUAACACCGGUAAUGUUUUUCUCAAAAUACCUUUUAUUCCUCUUGCUGUUAAAGAUUAAUUCUUUUUCCCUUUUCAAGUUUGCAGUCAUUACAGGAUUGUCAGUCAGUGUAGUGGCCGUUGUUGCAUCAUGGUGAUCUUUGCUCCAUGACAUUGACCUUGUGUCACUGUGUCACACUGACGUGUCACAUGUUGAUCUUGUGACACACGGCACCGACCUUGCUAGAUCACGUUGACCGUGCCCACGUGUAUGCAGUUGACCAAGUGAAUAUUUUCAUCUUGUUACUUCUUUCUCGGCGGUGUCUUCGGAGCUGAUAACCACUAAAGUGUUUGGUUAUACAAGUUUAUGUUCUCAGAUGUUCACCAUUACUGUUCAUGUCCCAGAGUCUUUGAAACAUUCAGCCCAUUGUGGUAAAAUUUAAUCUCUUGUUGGUCUAAAAAUGACAGGAUGAAAUGUAUUUGAAAUUAAAUUAAGUUGCUUGAUGAAGUCUGGAUUUAAAAUUAGUUGUUGCUGUUGGAGAGAGAUGGUAUUUCCCCCAUCCUUAAUGAAUUGAAUUGUUUUGUUCUUCUUAGUGUGGUUAUUCUACGAUAGCUCUGUGAUAAUAAUUAAAAAAAACUUUGUGUACCUGAUAUUUAGGUGUAGGUACAGAUAUUACCUUAAUAUUGUGAAUGAUGAAUUGUUACAAGAAAUAUGAUUAAAAGUAUAAAACUAUUUUUAUGUAUAUGUAACUACCUUGGCAUACUUAAUAGAGAAUAGAUUGGCUGCUAUUUGGUUUUGGAAAUAUGUAAUUGGUGCCAUCCUGUCUUAUCAUUUCUGUUUUGGUCACUCGAACUAGUUGAUUUUGUUUUAAUAUUAUCAUGGUGUGACAUAACAAGGAUUUGUGCUGGUGAAAUGUUUGUUAGUUCUUAUAAAAGUGUCUUUCUCGUUUAUACCUUUAGUAUUUUAAAUCUGCAAAAGUCACCGACCCUAAUUUUUGAGGUACAUAACUUUUCUGUUUUGUAUGGAAUGUAUUUUGACCUAUUAUAAACACUGUAGUCCGUCCCAUCCUACUACAAUGAAUGUUUUUGUAAAUAAUUUCAGUUUGGUUGUUAUGUGCAAUUUAGAAAACAAUCGACUCAAAAAUAAAUAAUUUGUAGUAAAUGCAGUAGUAUGAAAGAAAAAAAAAGGCAUUCCCUGUGGGAUGGACUGUAAGUUGACCCAGAAACACAGUGGAUUUGUCAAAUUUCAUCAUUUUAUCAACUGUUUAUAAGUAAUGUUAUUUAAUUGAAUAUAUAUUUAAAAAAAAAAAAAAAAUUGCAAUAGCCAAAAAUGUGUUACCCUGUCUAAAAAUUAGGGUCAGAGACUUUAAUAAUAAUAAUAAUAAAAACAUUCUAUCUCACAUUCAUUGUUAAUGUCUAGGGGAGUGAGAUUACAAACCUCUCAUUGGAGUGGUGCAUUGGUCAUUUUGCUGUGCAUUCCAAGUUGUUUACCCAGUAUACACACACCUGUCAUUUUGUACGGUUUCCGAUAACCAUUAUACUGUUAUUUGUUGCCUCACACUUGUUACCAUGUAUACCUGCAUGCGAAGUGCUUUCAACAGGCCGAUUGAUGUUGCAUGUUUGACCAGGCAGCAAUACAGUGUGUCCUCAUAGAAACAUAUUCUUUUUCCUUCACAUUUUUCAUUUGCAUUAUGAACUUCUUUUUAAUAUCGUUUCUUUCUUUCUUUUUUUUAAUGUUUUUUUUUUAUUAUUAUUAUUAUUUAUUUAUUUUUAAUAGGUGUAACCUUUUGGGAACCAUUUUUUUUUUCAUAACAUCAAUUUUGGUAUGCAGAAUUUUUAAAAAAAAAAGUUUAUUUUAUUUGGUUAAAUUAAAAAUUGUUCUGUUUAUUUAUUAUUAUUUUUAAAUUUAUUUAUUAGGGAUGAGUGUGUUUGGGAAGAGGUCUAUUCAAGAUCUUGAUUUCUAACGUAACUAAUGAAAAAAAAAAUCUAAUUAUUUUUCUUCUGAACAAUUAGCAUUUCUUAUCUGUAUGUGCCUUACAGUCACUGCCAUGCCUGAUAAUUGUUUGUACAUCAACAUGCAAGCAUAGUCUUGUUUGAUAAGAAUAUUUUUAAUAUUAUGGGAGCCUAUUUUUAUGGAGUACUGCAAAGGUUUGCCGUCACUAUUGUUUUGAAUAAUUAUGUGCAGGUUACAUAUAUGUACAUCGGGGUAUAUUUAAUUAAUUGAAUUGAAGGUAGUGUAUUGGAGAAGGAAAACAAAUAUAUUUACAUUAGCAUUACAAAAUGUGAAACUUCGUUAUUUUUUUCUCCGAAACAAUUCAGAACUCGAAAAUGUUUUUACAAAAAUGUGUCUGAUAUUAUUUUUUUUAUAUAUUUCUUUCCACAAAAGCUAUGCUGUCUUAUUCUUGACUGGCUAAUGUUUCUGUUAGUCUCAUUUUGACAGAUGAUUUUUUUUUUUUUUUUUUUUUUUUUUUUUUUUUUAAAUCUUCUUUCAAAGUCUCGAUUUGUACCCGUCUCAACUUGCAGUGUUGUAUUAGCCAUGAUGACAGAGUUUUCUACAAUACCUUCUCAGAUCUCUUUUUGUAUUCACACUUUCUUGUACAUACCAAGGAGAAUGUUGAUUGAUCUUUUAAUCCAUUACAUGUUAUAUUUGAAUAAAGUAGUUAACUAUUUUUGAACAUAAAAA